This is a messenger RNA of Hibiscus syriacus, 1938 nucleotides long. RefSeq names its product putative clathrin assembly protein At5g35200. The transcript has 16 exons. Gene Ontology annotation, cellular component: clathrin-coated vesicle; clathrin-coated pit. Lineage: Eukaryota; Viridiplantae; Streptophyta; Magnoliopsida; Malvales; Malvaceae. Bases 83 to 1795 code for a protein of 570 amino acids. Gene Ontology annotation, biological process: vesicle budding from membrane; clathrin-dependent endocytosis; clathrin coat assembly. The record is from RefSeq and is a predicted model, not a curated record. Gene Ontology annotation, molecular function: SNARE binding; clathrin heavy chain binding; 1-phosphatidylinositol binding.
UCAUCGGCAACUCUGUAGGGGCCUUUUGGGGGGCCCUGUCCACCACCUCGCACUCUCCCUAUUCCGUCGUCAACUUCCAAUAAUGCCGAGCAGCAGUCAACACGGUUUCAGAAGAGCUAUUGAGGCUCUAAAGGACUCCACAAUGGUUGGAUUGGCAAGGGUAAACAGUGGUCAGAAGGAAGUAGAGAUUGCCGUUGUCAAGGCGACCGACCGUAAGGAAGAAGUUCCAAAGGAGAAACAUGUCAGGAGUAUCUUGGCUGCUUCUGGGAAUCGUUACGAUGCCGCUUUUUGCAUACACACUCUGUUGAAGCGUCUUUCUAAAACCCGUACUUGGACGGUUGCAUUGAAAUCAUUGAUCAUUAUACAUCGUAUACUAAGACAUGACCCCUCGUUUCACCAAGAGUUGGUUAAUAUCGGGAGGGAAAGAGGUCUCCUGUUGAACGUAUCCCAUCUCAGAACUAAUUCGAGUCCAGAAACUUGGAACUACUCUAGUUGGGUUCAGGAAUACGCUUUAUAUCUCGAAGAGCGUUCGGAAUGCUACAAUGUAUUGAAGUAUGAUGUUGAUAAAGAUCAGUCCAGAAACGGAAGGCUCGACACCCCUGAUCUGUUAGAUCAGCUACCUGUCUUGCAAGAGCUUCUCGGUCGCCUUCUUAAUUGCAAGCCAGUGGGGUCAGCAUUUUACAGCCACUUGAUUCAUUAUGUUCUAUCAAUUAUUGCAGGUGAAAGUGUUAAAUUGUACAUUGCAAUUACUGACGGAGUUCUAAAUCUGGUUGACAAGUAUUUCGAGAUGCAGCGCGACCAUGCUCUUAGGGCCCUAGAGAUUUAUAAGAAGGCGGGAGAACAGGCAUCACAGUUGUCCGAGUUCUUUGAGAUCUGCAGGGGCCUUCACUAUGGGCAAGGGCAAAAGUACCUUAAGAUUAAUCCGCUCCCUGAAUCAUUUCUGAUUGCAAUGGAGGAAUAUGUGAAAGAUACCCCUGAAGUUUUGGCACUUCCAUAUUAUACAUCAGUAGAGGCUGAGGAAGGUGCUCCUCCCACAGAAAGCCCUGCUCCAGUACCUGAUUUGUUAUCAGGUGAUAACCAAGAUGAUGGUGCUCGAGAAACAUCUGAUGCAUCUUCGAAUCAAGCCUCGAGUGACACAAGGAAGGCUGUUGCAACUCUUGACAUUGGUGAUCUUAUAAGCUUUGAUGAACCAAGUGAGGAAACAUCUGAACUGAUUGACAAUAAUCCCCGUGCUCUAGCUAUUUUCGAAUCUGAGAAUCCUCCAUUUGCCGAAAACGUUGAGAGCUCAGCACCUGCAUCUACAGGUUGGGAGCUUGCACUUUGUGGUUCACCAACCUCCAAUGGAGCUGCUGUUGCUGAUAAUCAAAUGACCGGCGGAUCGAACGGAUUAACACCGCAAAGUUUAUUAGCAACGAAUCAGCAAAUGGCCUUCAACUUCAGUCCAGUGUCGGCAAACCCUUUUGGCAUAAAUUACAACAGUCAGGAUCCCUUUUUUGGAAGCAGUUAUAUCACACCCCAAACCAAUGUACAAAUGUCAGCCAUGCCUCAACACCCAAUAUACUUCAUGCAACAGCGGCCUCCCAUGGCCAUGGCUGAUUACCAUUCAUUAAACCCUUCUGUCAUGGCUAAUUACAACCAGGUUCCCACUUUUAACGGAUGCAGUAACACAACACCCUCAAUUGAUAUGACACUGGCCACCAUGACUCCGCAACAAACCAAGCCAACACAACAGCCUACAUUGGACAUGGUUGGGUACAAUCCACCCAAACCUUCCGGAAAUCCCUUUGAUAUGUGAAAAUGGCAGUCAUGGCUUAGCAACAAAAUGACAUAAAACAACUUUAAACGAACAUAUGCCAGAAUUAUAGGGAAUUUUAAUGCUUGUAAACAACAAACAUUAACCUAUAGAGAUAAUAAAGAGUAUGCUUUUUGCUUGAUGAA